GUGGGCUAAACACCUGACGUAUUGUUUGUUUGUUGUCUCCGACACGGACACCAGUACAUAUAGGUACGUACAAGACAAGUUUAUUGAAGUUUAGAUACCAGAAUGCAGUUUCCGGCUGAUCCAGAGUUACCCGACAAGACGCAGGGUCAUUCAAAGAACUGGGAAUAUGACCAACCUCAUGGUGGAGAACUGUUUGGUGUCUAACAUGACUGUCAAGUUUGGAAUGGAGAAAAGUUCCACUUCACAUCAAGCCAACCACAGACUAACGAUUGAUGGCAUCGACAGGGACGUGUUCAUUGUAAACUUCGAAAAAAUAUUCCGGUACCACUUCGAGAUCUAUAUCUACGGUUAUGCUUGGCCUUUGGUGGCUCUAGUUAUUGUUGUGCUGAACAGCAUAUUGUUGUAUAUAUUCGCCAAGAAACGCAUGAUGACUCGGAACGUGACGCACCUCAUUAUAGGGGCGAUAUGUCUCUUUGAUAUGCUAACACUCGUCCUACCGGGGCUUGCCUACGUGUACGUAUUUGGCUUCCUAGGAAUCGUGUCUUAUUUACCAUACAACUUGUGUUCUACAUGGUACUUCUUAACGGAGAUAUCCCCCACAGUAUGCCACAGCACCGCUAACCUACUGACCGUCACCCUGGCGUUCCAGCGCUGUCUCAGCAUCACCUACCCACUACAGGUAGGGCGCUGGUGUACGACUCGGAGGACAUUUGUUACCGUGAUUGGGUGCUUUGUAAUUUGCAUUGUGCCAGAAAUAGUUAACUCCUUCAUGGUUGGACAGAAGAAAGUGGACAUGCCUCUGAAGGAUAAUACCACCUUUGCUGCAUGCUCUGUGGAACCGGUGAAUAAUGACGUCGCGAUGGCAUACUUUCCGCAUGUAAUCGUAUGGCUUCUGGGGUUCAAGAUCAUUCCUUGUAUACUACUUAUAGUAUUUGGCGCCAUUAUGAUCCGACAGUUACGAAAGGCGACCAGAGCGAGAUGCUACCUACUUCAAGUCAAAAACGCAACAGCACACCAGCAUCACAGGGAGGCCAAACUCACCGUUAUGAUUAGCUGGGUGAUCGGGAUCUUCCUAGUGUUUGAAGUACCGGGGUCUAUUUUAGUGGCUUUGUACACAAUAUCAAUGGUGUUCCAUGUUAACAUUAUCUGCCGCCAAGACCUCGAGACGACGCUGUCCUUCAUGUACAUCCUGGUCAUUUUAACGUUUAUCUCAAACUUCGUCAUAUAUUGUGUUUGUUCUAGCGAAUUCAGAACAUACUUGAAACACAUGAUUCCAUUUUCUAGGAAUCAAAAAGACAAAGAAAUUAUACAUUCUAAAACUUCCAAUAUCUCUAUUGUUUCACUGACUUCAGAGAACGGGGACAUGCCAUCGACCUCCAGGGAUCCAGAUCACACAUCGGAUGUCGUGAAUGACACACAGGCACAUACACUAUCACAAAACGUUAGGCAUGAUGGCAAUACUGUAAAGACUACAUUCCUUCUAUAUACAGAGACACAGAAUGGUACCACAUGUGGUGACCUACAAGAUGGUGGCGCCACCACAAACGAGGGUAUAAACAAUAGCCAACGACAUACUAGAAAUGGUUCAAUGCAUCAAAUGUCAUCAUACUUAUAACAUCAUAUUGCUAAAAUGCCCCCGUGUUGAAAGUUAUACCGAAUCCGACGUGUCAUAUGCACAAAGACA
Molecule: messenger RNA, 1684 nt
Organism: Pecten maximus
Lineage: Eukaryota; Metazoa; Mollusca; Bivalvia; Pectinida; Pectinidae
Product: sex peptide receptor-like
Exons: 2
Coding region: 167-1615 (482 amino acids)
Biological process (GO): G protein-coupled receptor signaling pathway
Cellular component (GO): membrane
Molecular function (GO): G protein-coupled peptide receptor activity
Source: RefSeq, a predicted model, not a curated record